GAUCUCCCGCAGGGGUGUGCCGUAGGACUAGUAGGACCCCCUCCCUCCCUCCAAUUCUGUGCAAUUGACACUCCUCCGUAUAGUCGCAGAGAAUCAACAGCUUCUUUCACACUGAGGACGAGAAUGAUGCCACACAUGUAGAAGAGAGAGCAGAUCACUCGUGCAGCAUGAGAGACUCCUCUCGUGAAAGAGAUGUUCUGAAUGAAAGACAAUCACACCAACAGGAACUGUGCGUAUUUUUUUCACAGGCUGAAUUCGUGCGUGAAUUCGCCACUCUCUUCAAUGUGCGCUGAGAUUUAAUGAGACUUUGCGUCCCGACGGCAAAUAGGCAAAGCGCUAUUCAUGUUGCAAGCCCAAGCUUUAUGACAAUGGAUUAUUCGCUGUUACUAUACAGCCUUUGGGUUCCCGUGAUUCUCGCCGUUGAAGAGACUCUUAUGGACAGCAGGUGGGCUACUACAGAGCUGGCGUGGACCACCUAUCCGGAAAGCGGGUGGGAGGAAGUAAGUGGAUACGAUGACCACUUGAGCCCCAUCAGGACAUACCAGGUGUGUAACGUCCUGGAGCCCAAUCAGAACAACUGGCUGCGGACAGACUUCAUCCCCCGGCGAGGUGUCCUCCGCGUCUACGUGGAGCUCAAGUUCUCUGUGCGAGACUGUGGCAGUAUCCCGAAUAUUCCGGGCUCCUGUAAGGAGACCUUUAAUCUGUUCUACUAUGAAUCCGAUGGAGACACGGCCACAGGAAGCAGCCCGCCUUGGAGGGAGAACCCUUAUGUAAAGGUGGACACCAUAGCCCCUGAUGAAAGCUUUUCAUUGCUGGAAUCCGGUAUCGUCAACACCAAAGUACGGAGCUUCGGUCCUCUUUCCAAAGCUGGUUUCUACCUGGCCUUCCAGGACCUGGGCGCCUGUAUGUCCCUAAUCUCCGCCAGGGUCUUCUUUAAAAAGUGCUCCACCACCAUCGCCAACUUCGCCAUCUUCCCCGAGACGGCCACGGGUGCCGAAGCCACUUCCCUAGUCAUCGCCGCGGGGGCCUGCGUGCCAAACGCCGUAGAGGAAUCGGUACCUCUAAAGUUGUAUUGUAAUGGAGACGGAGAAUGGAUGGUUCCUGUGGGAGCCUGCACCUGCAUGCCGGGCUUUGAGCCGGCCAAAAAAGAUACUCAGUGUCAGGCAUGCACCCCAGGGACGUUUAAAUCCAAACAAGGCGAGGGUUCUUGUAUGCCAUGCCCUCCCAAUAGCCGGGCCAGCUCUAGGGCAUCUAGCGUGUGCCCUUGUCAAAAUGGCUUCUACCGUGCUGACAGUGACUCUCCUGACAACCCCUGCACAACUAUUCCCUCAGCACCUUUAAACGUGAUCUCCAUCGUAAAUGAGACCUCAGUGUCUCUCGAGUGGUCCGAGCCACGAGAUUUGGGCGGGCGAGGUGAUGUCGUUUACAACGUUGUAUGUAAAAAGUGCCUGCAUGAUGGCGGAUCGUGUGCCCGGUGUGACGAUAACGUGGAGGUGUCGCCACGGCGACUGGGUCUGGCAGAGAAACAGGCUGCAGUGAGGAAUCUUCAGGCUCACACCCAUUAUAGCUUCGAGAUUCAGGCUGUCAAUGGCGUGUCCUCCAAGAGUUCAUCCAUCCCUCAAUACGCCACGGUCAAUAUCACCACGAAUCAAGCAGCUCCAUCCGCAGUCCCCACCGUACAUUUAAUGCGGGCCACAGCUGGCACUCUCAGCCUCUCCUGGCUGCCCCCAGAGCGGCCCAACGGCGUGAUCCUGGAUUAUGAGAUCAAGUACCAGGAGAGGGGAGAGUCUUUUUCUCACACCGUCACUGCCCAGCACACCUCUGCCAAGGUUGAGGGUUUAAAGGCUGGUACGGUGUAUGUCGUGCAGGUUCGUGCUCGAACAGUAGCUGGGUAUGGACGCUAUAGCAACCCGGUGGAGAUCAGUACAAGUCUUUAUGAUGACCCUGAGCGGUCAGUACAGGACCUUUUGCCUCUCAUUGUGGGCUCUGCCUCUGCUGGAUUUGUAGUCAUCCUUGCCAUGGUGGUCAUCGCUUUUGUUUGCCUCAGACGGCAGCGUACCGGCUCAGAGCUGGAGUACACGGAGAAACUGCAGCAGUAUGUGUCCCCAGGUGUCAAAGUUUAUAUCGACCCUUUUACAUACGAGGACCCGAACGAGGCAGUUCAUGAAUUUGCCCGUGAGAUCGACAUCUCGUGUGUGAAGAUAGAGGAAGUCAUUGGAGCAGGAGAGUUCGGGGAGGUGUGUCGGGGGAGGUUGAAGCACCCCGGCAGAAAGGAAGCAACUGUGGCCAUCAAGACUCUGAAGGCAGGCUACACCGAGCGUCAAAGGCGGGACUUCCUAAGCGAGGCCAGUAUCAUGGGCCAGUUUGACCAUCCCAAUGUCAUCCACUUGGAAGGAGUUCUGACCAGGAGCUGCCCGGUGCUUAUCGUCACGGAGUUUAUGGAGAACGGAGCUCUCGACUCCUUCCUCAGACUAAAUGACGGCAGGUUCACCGUCACGCAGCUGGUUGGCAUGUUGAGGGGCAUCGCAGCUGGUAUGAAGUAUCUGUCCGACAUGAACUACGUCCAUCGUGACCUGGCUGCCCGCAAUGUUCUCGUCAACAGCAACUUGGUGUGCAAAGUCUCCGAUUUUGGCCUCUCUCGCUUCUUAGACGAUAACUCAUCGGACCCCACCUACACGAGCUCACUGGGGGGAAAGAUCCCAAUCCGCUGGACUGCCCCGGAGGCCAUCGCCUUCAGGAAAUUCACCUCUGCGAGUGAUGUGUGGAGCUAUGGCAUUGUGAUGUGGGAGGUGAUGUCAUUUGGAGAGCGUCCGUAUUGGGACAUGAGCAAUCAAGAUGUUAUGAAUGCAGUGGAGCAGGACUACAGACUGCCUCCUCCCAUGGACUGCCCCGCAGUGCUGCACCAGCUCAUGCUGGAGUGCUGGGUGAAGGAGCGGAACAUGAGGCCACGCUUCGGCCAGAUCGUCAGCACACUUGACAAGCUGCUCCGCAACGCCGCGAGCCUCAAAGUGCUUACCAGCACACACUCAGGGGAUCUCUGUCGAAUCGGCGGGACCCUACCGGGCCACCAAAGGAAGAGCAUAGGAGAUUCACAAGACGUGAAUCAACAAAUGAGCCAAACUCUGCCCAUACGGGUUUGACUGAUUAAAAAUACACCUGCUGAGCCUCUGGGCUAACAACAUAUUCCCGUUUGAAGACUAAACCUUGCUGGGACAUUCCGUAGAAACGAGAAAGCCCAUGGAAAAUUACUGGAGCUGUGAACAGCCAAUGGAAAACCUGGAUACUAUUUGGGACCGCUUUAUCCCACCCCACCCAAGGAACUUGUGGAAAACUAUGGUGUGUCCAACGGAAAACUGAAUUUGCUUGAUAGGCAACCUGUGCAUCAGACACCUGGGGAGAAAUGGGAUAAAACAACACAUGUUAAUUGGAAUUUGUACGAUGGCGCCUCAGGCAAUCGUCUUUGUUCUUUUUCUCUCCCUUUGUCAUGACUUUCCCGUGUUUACACUGAAUUUUCGUUACAUGGAUUAAAUUGAAGACGUUUCUUCUUCUCAGGUUCAGUUUGCAUGUGUGCAUGUGUUUCUCUAAUGGGAAAAAAAAUCUCUCUCUUCCAUAACUCAAAUCCCUUCCAUCCUUUCCUCUUAGCUGUCUUUAUUUACAGAGGCUACAAAUGAUGAGACGGACUAGAGAAUUAUAAGCUAAGCGUAAUAAUGUUUAAAAAAUGUAAGCCGGGAUGUUUGAUGUUGACUUGAGGAUAUUUCGCCACUCCUUUUUCCCCUCAAAGACGCAUUUCUUCUGAUCUCUUCUUCAUAUUGAAGAAAGGACGAAGGGGGGUGUGAAUGGAGACAUGAACGUUUCAAACCAGGCAGGAUGGACUUGAACUGUGGCUAUCAGAAGAAAAGGAAAACAUUUUCAAAGAAUGGAGCGCCUUUCAUGGACGUGUUGACUUUAAAAGGGGGGAUUAUGGUUCAAGAAAGGUGUUUUAUUUACUUCUGUUGUAUUUUGUCUUCCAUGAAACGCUGUUGAGAGACUUUUCCUCAUGGAGGGCAUCAGACUGUGAUUUAAGAACUGUCGUUUCCCCUACCUGUGACGGAGGGGGAAUUGCGCUCGGAGUAUGUUUGUGUGUGUGUACAGUAUGCUCUUGUAUGCUUGAGUGAGUGCUACAGCUUCGCAUGCAUGCCAUAUUCAAAACCCAGACCUAUUCGAGAGGUGCGACAGGUUGACUCAAAAGCUGUUGUUCGAUGAAUAUUCCAAUUAUUUGAAUUCAAUCUGUUCCAAUAUGCAUAACUAUGUAAAUAAAUAUGCUUCAUAAGAGCUAAAGAGUCAACCGGAGGAUUAUAAUGCCUGAUUUACGACACCCACGGCAGCAACAUGAAUCUUUCCAACAUGCAGUACCUUUUUAAGUGGUGUGCCAGUACCUUUGCUGGCUUUAAUAUAGUAAAGCUUUUAUAUCAUGCUAUUUUUAGUGUAUGGCGGUGUAGCUUGACAGCAUGCUACAUUGCUGGUUUAAAUGUCACAUUGUACAUUAGCUCAAUAAUGUACAUUGUAUAAAACCUACUCUUUGUAUAAAAGAUACACUCUCAUAUCGUUGCUGUCCUUCCAAAACCUCACAUGUCCAAAUGGAAAUGGAAAAUAUGACAAUAACUUUUUAAUACUUUUUAUUGGUUAUAUUUGCAAAAGCCAGUGACAAACAAAGCUUUCCUGUAGCUCAGUGGUGGUUAGAGCAUGGCGCUAAUAAUGCCAAGGUCAUGGGUUCGAUCCCAGGGGAUUGCAUAUACUUAGAAACAAAAUGUAUAGGAUAAUGCAAGUCGCUUUGGAUAAAAGCGUCUGCCAAAUGCGUAAAUGUAAACAUAAACGGUGAGUAAUAAUUAUUUAUUGCAAAACAUAAAAAUGACAAAAUAUGGAGAUACAAGGUUUUAAAAAGACAGAAACGAUAUGCAGCAUUGGGAAGUUCCAUUUAAUUUAGUAAAUAUAGACGUUUCAAAGAAACAACAUAAACAAACGUUACUGCACAUGCAUGGUUUUGUGGCCCAAACUUAACUUCCGGUACACAUCUGCAAAGAAUAGAGUCCCUUUAGAUUAUUUCUGACAGGAAACAAAAGAAACUGAGCCUUUCCUGUGGCUCAGUGGUUAGAGCAUGGCGCUAACAAUGCCAAGGUCAUGGGUUCGAUCCCUGGGGAUUGCAUAUAGUCAGAAACACAUGUAUAGUACAAUACAAUGUACAGUGGCUUGCAAAAGUAUUCAUCCCCCUUCAUUUUAUUCACAUUUUGUUAUGCUGCUGCUGCCUUAUCUUAAACUACUUUAAAUGAUUAUUUUUUUACAUUAAUCUACACUCCAUGCACAAUAAUGACAAAACAAAAAACUGAUUUUUGACAGCUUUGCAAAUUUAUUAAAAAUAAAAAACAAAAAUAAGUACAUUGCAUAAGUAUUCAUACCCUCAACUCAGAAAAUGGUUAUAGCGCCUUUACAGACUCAAAUCUUUUUGGGUAUGAUGUGAAAAGCUUUACACAUCUGCAUUUGGCAAUUUUCUGUCAUUCUUCUCCUCAGAUCCUUUCAAACUCUGUCAGGUUGGAUGGAGAUCAUCAGUAGACAGACAUUUUCAGGUUUCUACAGAGAUGUUCAGUUGGGUUCAAGCACUAGCUGGGCCACUCAAGGACAUAGACAGAGUUGUCCAUAAGCCACUCUUGCAUUGUUUUAGUUGUGUGCUUAGGAUCAUUGUCAUGUUGGAGAAUGAACCUUCUGCCCUGUCUGAGGUUCUGAAUGUUCUGGGCUAGGUUUUCAUGAUCAUUAUCUCCGUAUUUUGUGUACAGUCCCUGAAGCUGAAAAACACCCCCACAUCAUGAUGCUGUUUCCACUACACUUUACUGUUAAGACGGUAUUGUACAGGUGUUGAGCAGUGCUUGUUUUUCUCCAGACAUGAUGCAUGAAUCUGAGAUUCAUCAGACCAGAAUAUCUUGUUUCUGACAGUUUGAAAGAUUCGUUGAAGUACGUUUUUGCAUAUUUCAAGUUUCCAUGUGUCUUCACUGAGCAAAGGAUUGAGUCUGGCCAUAAAGCCCAGAUUGGUGGAGUGUUGCAGUGAUGUUUGUCCUUCUGUAAGUUUCUCCCAUCUCCAUAUAUGAUCAUGGAGCUCAACCAGAGUAAUCAUCAGCUUCUUGGUCACCGCUCUAACCAAGACCCUUCUCCAUCGAUGGCUCAGUUUGGACAGGAGGUCAGCUCAAGUAAGAGAUCUGGUGGUUCCAAACCUCUUUCAUUGAGGAUAAAUGGAGGCUACAUGCUUCUGUGAACCUUCAAUACAGCAGAUUUUUUUCAGAAGUCUUCCCCAGAUCUGUGCCUUGAUACAAUCCUGUCUCAAAGCUCUACUGGCAGUUCUUUUGACCUCAUGUCUUGGUUUUUACUUUGAUAUGCAUUUUCAGCUGUUGCACCCUUUAUAGAGAGGUAUGUGCCGCUCCAAAUCAUACUUAUUCAAUUGAAUUUGGCACAGGUUAACUCCACUCGAAGUGUAUAAACAUCAACAAGCAAAACUAAUGCUUCUGAGCUAAGUUUCAAGUGUCCCAGAAAAGGGUAUGAAUACUUAUGCAAUGUACUUGUUUUUGUUUUUUAUUUUUAAUAAAUUUGCAAAGCUGUCAAAAAUCAGUUUUUUGUUUUGUCAUUAUUGUGCAUGGAGUGUAGAUUAAUGUAAAAAAAUAAUCAUUUA
This is a messenger RNA of Triplophysa rosa, 6691 nucleotides long. RefSeq names its product eph receptor B3a (gene ephb3a). Gene Ontology annotation, molecular function: protein binding; transmembrane-ephrin receptor activity; ATP binding. Gene Ontology annotation, cellular component: neuron projection; plasma membrane. The record is from RefSeq and is a predicted model, not a curated record. The transcript has 16 exons. The coding region runs from base 300 to 3140 and encodes 946 amino acids. Gene Ontology annotation, biological process: axon guidance; protein phosphorylation; cell surface receptor protein tyrosine kinase signaling pathway. NCBI's taxonomy places the organism in Eukaryota, Metazoa, Chordata, Actinopteri, Cypriniformes, Nemacheilidae.